Molecule: messenger RNA, 2230 nt
Organism: Pundamilia nyererei
Lineage: Eukaryota; Metazoa; Chordata; Actinopteri; Cichliformes; Cichlidae
Exons: 1
Coding region: 719-1447 (242 amino acids)
Cellular component (GO): membrane
Source: RefSeq, a predicted model, not a curated record
AUGACGAGAAUUUGACUUUUUAAGUGAAUGAGCCGAGUUUGGUACGAGAGAUAAGAUUUAAACCAGUUUAAGGGUGUGUCAAUAAUUCCACUUGAAGCUCGUCUGCUCUAAGAUGUUAUGAGAUGUAGUUUCAAAGGCUGCACUCAGACCAAGCAGGUUAACAACCCCAGCUGCACGUCACCCAAAAUGGUUGGCCAUUAAAAUCAGGCUAUUAGUCUUUCAUUUGGGAUAAUUUAAGGGCGUCCCACAGGCAACAAUGCCGCCACCCAAUCGGUGUGAGAAGCAGCUAUGAGGAAGACAAAUGUGCACCAUCAACAUGUGGAUCCUGCAGGUGAAGAAGAAGAAAACUCUUUCCAGAGUUCGGCUGUAACCCAUGGUUGUGACCAGCCAUGGGGUCGUGACUCACUGGAUCAACCUGCCACCAACCAGCACAAACUGUGGUGUAUUUGUGCUGCAUCAGGGCGAAGCAGCUGACCGUCAAAGUCGUUCACAUGGUUGUAAGCAUCAGGAGGAUUUUACUGACAAAAUGUCAGCGUGUGACGCACUGGGAUGAGAACAUGCCAGUUCAGUGCGACCACACAGGGAGCUGACUUCCUUUUCACAAAUGGUUUCAUGACGAGAUUCACCGCACUCCCUGCAGGGAAUCACUGCCAGCGCAGAAAAGAGGAAAAAGAUCUCUGCCAAUUUUUUUCUUUCACUUCUGUACCAAUCUGAGAACAUGAAGCCAUCAGCUGGCUUUCUGCUGCUGGCAGUGCUGCUCUUAGCCGCAGUGAGGUUCGCUCAGGCCCGGAUUAUACACUCGUACUUCAAGCUUGGCAGCACGCUGGUCCUCAAACCUGCCUCGGUCUCUGCUCGCAUCACCAGCGUCGUGUGGAAGUGGGACGGAGAACUGUUGGCCGAAUGGGUGGAAGAUGUGAUUCCCCUGACAUAUUACGGCAGGUUUGGAGGCCGAUCAGAGGUGAACACGAACACGGGAGUGUUGGAGAUCAGGAACAUGACUGCAGCUGACACUGGGGUGUAUUCGGUGGAGAUCAACAACCAGCCCCAGAGUCAGACUCAUCAGGCCGUGAGGAUCAGAGAAGUGCCCCAGCCUGAGGUCACGGUGAGGCCGCCGAUGUGUGGCUCGAGUUUGGAGAACUGCACACUGAGCUGUGACGGAGACGUUAAAGAGGCCGAACCUGUCGAGUAUUUCUGGAAGAUCGGAGAUGGAGAGUGGGAACAGUCGGGGAAAAUCAUGGAGAUCAUCAAUUGGGAGGAAACACAGUGUGUGAAGAUGUUUUCCUGCAGGAUGAAGAACCCAGUGAGUGAGCGACGCAGCGAAUCCAUCACUAACCCGUUUCACCAGGACGGAAAUCUGGACUACAGAUGGUGGAUCCUCACUCUUGUAGGCGCUGCCGUCCUGGCGGUGGUUGCGGUGUUUGUCUGCUUUUUGUUUCAGAAACUGUAAAAGAAAAACUGCUGACAGCGAUGAAAAUGCACUUUAAGUCCUGAUGAAGACUGAAGCCCGUCAAAGGGCAGCUCAUUCCUUUGCUUUGUAAAACUGUUCUGCACUUCAGACUGGUCGUCCAUGUUUGUAGUUCUUUUUUCUUUGGGAUUUCUUUGCUUCACUGUCUACUUCGGUGUAUUUAUAGCUUUAAAUGUAUUAUCUAUUUAUCAUUCUUAUUUUUAUUUGAUCUGUUUCUGUUUUCUUUGAUUUCUUUGUAAGGUUGAACUCAAAGUAACAUUAAAAUCUUGUCUUGUUCAACAUCUCUGGCUGCACUGUCUUACAUUUGAAACUCUUUCCUGUUUUGUCACGGUCCCGGCCGUCUGGGUUUUCUUUCCUUCUCGCUGUCUGUUUUCUCUCAGGUCGAGCUGUGGGCCGGCUGUUCUCGCUGGGCGGAGCUUCAGUCUCAUCUCCUGUCAGUGAGCAGUAUUUAAAGUCAGCCUCUGUGGUGGUAAUUGGCUCUUUUAUGCCUUUACUGUGUGUUGGAGUCGUUCUUUGUUUGUGGCUGAAGGACCCAGCACCUGGUUGUUACCUGUCCACAGCCUGCACGCUCUCUGCUGCUUUCCUGCUCAGCAGCACCAGUCCGCAGGUCAAUGGAAGAAGAUCAGACAGUCAAGCGAGACGUCAAAACAAACCUCUUCACCAAGGUCAGUGUAAAGCACUCGCCACUAAUUCCUGUUUCCUGCCUGGCAGAGCUCCUGUAAACAGACACUCACCUGUGCAGUUACCUGUGUUGGUCUUUCCUAC